Aegilops tauschii subsp. strangulata is the source of this 1332-nucleotide messenger RNA. NCBI's taxonomy places the organism in Eukaryota, Viridiplantae, Streptophyta, Magnoliopsida, Poales, Poaceae. The record is from RefSeq and is a predicted model, not a curated record.
GUUUCCGAUCGAGAGCCCAACACGACACACCUCCUCUUCUCCCCCAAUUCAACCGGCGUCCUCUCAUCAGACCCCAUCGAUCGCCUCCGCCCCACGCCACGCACCUCCCCUCCGCGGAAACCCGCGCCCAGAAGCAAAACCCCGCCGCCCCGCCCCACCCCGGCGAGCCCCUCCGCCGCGGCGGCGGGGACAGGAGAGGCAGAGGGGGGCGCCGCGGGGAUGGGGAACAAGAUCGCGCGGACGACGCAGGCGUCGGCGACGGAGUACUACCUGCACGACCUGCCCUCCACCUACAACCUCGUGCUGCUCGACCUCGUCAGCCGCGGCCGCUUCCUCAAGUCCGUCCUCUGCAAGCACGACGAGGGCCUCCUCCUCGUCAAGGUCUACUUCAAGCGAGCCGGCGAGCCCCUCGACCUCAAGGACCAUGAGCGGAGGCUGGAGCGGAUCCGGAGGGCGUUCCAGGGCCUCGAGGGCUCCCACGUCUGGCCCUUCCAGGUUUGGUUUCAGACGGACAAGGCAGCAUAUCUCCUGAGGCAGUACUCCUACAGCAAUCUGCAUGAUAGACUUAGUACACGCCCUUUCCUCAGUCAAAUUGAGAAGAAGUGGCUUGCUUUUCAGUUAAUACAUGCUGUGGAGCAGAGCCAUAGUAAGGGAGUUUGCCAUGGUGACAUAAAAUGUGAGAAUGUACUGGUUACCUCAUGGAACUGGCUAUACCUCACGGACUUUGCGUCUUUUAAACCAACUUACAUCCCGGAUGAUGAUCCAUCUGAUUUUUCCUUCUUCUUCGACACUGGAGGAAGGCGAAGAUGCUAUCUCGCACCUGAAGUUAGUCCCUUCACCUAAAUUAUAUUCAAAACUUCAAUGCUCUUUUAUCCACUUUAUCUCAGUUUGCUUGCUCUCAUUGGUGUAACAAUUGUUACAUGCUACUAAUAGUUUGUUAAUAGACGCUCUUCACUGAAAUGCUUGCUCUCACUGCAUCUCCAUCAUUCAAAAGAGGGUACAAUAGGAAAAGCCUAUAAUUAAUAGAUGUUUUAGAUAAGAGCAUAAGCUUUGUAAUGAGAAACUGAACCAAAACAAUGGGACCUCUAAAUAUGAAAUAGAGGGAGUACAAGAAUAUAUCAGUAGAAAGGCCUGUAUAAUACUUCCACAGCACCACCCAAAGCAACUGGGUUCACAAAAGCAUGAUAAAAAAAUCACUUCUGAUUGAUAAACUAUAUAAAUGAUCCAAAAACAUUUAUACCAGGCCAAUUCAGACAGUUUAGCAAAUCUUUAGUACAUAGUACAAAAUAGCAGCUCCAGGCAUGAACUUAGAACUUCUGCUGAACAUCAAGA